Molecule: messenger RNA, 7926 nt
Organism: Coregonus sp. 'balchen'
Lineage: Eukaryota; Metazoa; Chordata; Actinopteri; Salmoniformes; Salmonidae
Source: the annotation of a GenBank genome assembly
AUGCUGGUCCGAGAGAUAUUGCCGCUCAUUUUAGGUUUUUCGCCUUUUGUUUUUGGUCACUGCUUUCUAACAUCGUUUUUACUUUUAUUUCAGGUGGGUUUAUUACGUUUUCUAUUAUAGCACACCAUACUCGUUUACGCCCAGUUCUUAUACCACAAUGCUUUGUCUAUGUGAUGUUGGGAAGGGGGUUUGUGUAAUGGGAAUAAUGAUGGUAAAUUGCCAAGUUAUCGGGUUCAUGCACUAUGAAAUGAGUGUGUACAUUGUACUGACAAGAUACACUGCAUCAGUGGUGAAAGUAUAGUGGCCUUAAAGUUGACUGCCACUUAUCAUGGCUCCAAUCUUUGGAGUUGAGAAUCUGGAAGUAAUUAAUGUAAAUUGAUUGAUGAUGUAACUCCACUGUCUCACUGAGUAAAUUGGGAAUGUGUAAGUGAGGGUGCAUGCAUUCUUGAGUUAGUGCAUGUGUUUGGUGUUCUUGUGAGAGGGAGGGGGAGUGGGCGAGAGAGGGGAUAGGCACUGUAGAGAGGGGUUGCUGGACAAGACAAAAUAUGCUUAUGUAUAUUUGACCAAGUUGGCCAUUGAGCCAUGUGUUAAUUAUUAUUUAAUUGCCUCUCUCUCUCUCUCUCUCUCUCUCUCUCUCUCUCUCUCUCCUCUCUCUCUCUCUCUCUCUCUCUCUCUCUCUCUCUCUCUCUCUCUCUCUCUCUCUCUCUCUCUCUCACACAGACACACAUACACUAUACCGUUAUGACAAUAACCAUUGCUACAAGUUCCCUGUUAUCAAGCUAUGUAGGAUGUGUAACAGAGGUGGUUCCUGAACACAGGAGGUUGGUGGCACCUUAAUUGGGGAGAAUGAGCUCGUGGUAAUGGCUGGAGUGGAGUAGGCAGGAUGGUAUCAAACACAUGGUUUCCAUGUGUUUGAUGCCAUGCCAUUUGCUCCAUUCCAGACAUAUGUGGUCCUCUGUAGCUCAGCUGGUAGAGCACGGCGCUUGUAACGUCAAGGUAGUGGGUUCGAUCCCCGGGACUACCCAUACACAAAAAAAUUUUAUGCACGCAUGACUGUAAGUCGCUUUGGAUAAAAGCGUCUGCUAAAUGGCAUAUUAUUAUUAUGAGCUGUCCUCCCCUCAGCAGCCUCCUGUGUUCCUGAACUAUGUGAUAGGUAACAUUAUUUGAGACCUGUUAGCCUCUGAGCUAAAGCUUAGGCAUAAGCUUAGCAUACUAACAAAGGAUAAUGUACGUGGACAAUCCAGGUUUGAUAACCUGGAUUGUACACAGAGGAUUGUGGUCCUCUGUAGCUCAGCUGGUAGAGCACGGCGCUUGUAACGCCAAGGUAGUGGGUUUGAUCCCCGGGACCACCCAUACACAAAAAAUGUAUGCACGCAUGACUGUAAGUCGCUUUGGAUAAAAGCGUCUGCUAAAUGGCAUAUUAUAUUAUUAUAUUAUUAUUAUACCCGGUAGAAUGGUCACAUUGGUAGAAUACCUAGCUCCUAUGCACAAUUAUGACUAGCACAAUGCGGGGGAAGGGGUGCGGGCGAUUGUAUUUUGAUUUGGAUCAGUGGCGAGAGAGCUAAUGCGUUUAGACGCCGCAUUCAACUGGGACGCGUGGCUAAUGCUAGGUGCUCACUCGGCAGCGUGGGUGCAGGAGGGAGCUUCAGUUUGAAGUGUCCCAGGCAAAGAGCUUUGCUACCCACCAUGCACUAGCUCGCUACUCCAGAGCCCCUGAGCUCUCCAGCGCUCCGCUCUCCUCUCCCGAUCCACGGGGCUGCCCACCAGGCUCACCGCUGGGGGAGGCAGUGUCAGGGUUCACCUCUGGGUGGUGGGGAGGGAGGGAGUGGGGGUGGGAAUUCUCCUAGACGAGCCCUUAGCCUUUUUCUUCUCUCCUACCCUUCUUGUAAGUGGGUGGGAAUCUCCUCUCUCGACCAUUGUGUGAAGAGCGAGAGUGUGUGUGUAUGUGUUCCUGCGUGCGUGCAUGUGUGUGAACUGUGAGGGAGUGCAUGUUGUGCAUGCAUGCGUGUGUGUGUGAGGGACUGAGUAUUUGGGUGCUUGCCGGGCAUAUCUGUGUGCAGAUGUGUGUGUGCGUGGAUGAAUGUGUGUGCAUGAGUGUGUAACAGAGAGUGUGAGGCCUUGGGGUUCAGGUGUGAGACUCAUCUGUGGUGGAAAGCUGGCCACAUGGCUGCCUGGCACUGAGGAUGGGAUCUCCUACAGUGGGCCCUAUGGAUACUAAUGAAACGUCAUCAGAGUCUGACUUAGGGUCUUUUCACAUAGUGCCGUCUGUCUCAGAUACUGGAUGGAGCCUUUGGUAUCUUAUACCCUUUUCAUACUAUCAUUACGAUUUUCAAAUGGUGUAGUUCCAGCAACUAUGGUUAUAAUAUAAUAUAAUAAUAUACAGUAUGCUAUUUAGCAGGUGCUUUUAUCCAAAGCCUGUGCAUACAUUUUUGGUUGAUGUACGACAGUGACAUGCGGUGUGGUCGGUGGCUGGAUAGACACUGGCAAUAAUCAAAGCCAGAUUUACUUACAAAUAAACCUUGAUGAAGCCCAAGUUCAACAUACAACAGAUAGCUCCAACAACUAGAGUGACAUUGGCUAAUAAAAAAUAAAUUUAAAAAAUCACCAAAUGCAAAUACCAAUGUAGCCACCGAUGGUGGCAUAUUUUAUAUCAUCCGACAAAAUGACACACUGCUCAACUCAGCUCAGCCAUAGACCGAUGUAGCAUCCACAGCUACAACCAAUAUGUGGCACUAAAAUACCAAUAUAUGGACACAUUUCAUCCGAAUAGUUUGCAUUGCAAACUCCAUAGCCUUUCACAAUGGAUUUAUAAAUGUUCCAUUGCACCGCGCAAAAAUACACACACACACACACACACAAACAUACAAUAAUAUUAUUACGUGAAAUAUUAUUACACACACAUAUAUAAUGAAAAAGCUUAUAACGAAAUUUCCAUAUCAACAAUCGAAAUGACUGAAAAAUGCAGUUUAAAAUAAAAAAUAUAUAAAUUCUCAGCAAAUCGAAAUUCUAGCUUGAUAAAUCAAAUGCAUCAAAGGGAUGUUGUCUAUUCUAAUGUUCAUUCAACAGUAGUCUAACACACAAAUUGCUAAGGAAAAUGCAUUUAGCCUACCUUAGUCCAUUCGUCUGUCCUUCAGGGUGAACCUCUCUGUGACAACGAUGUAGAAGCACACAGAAGGCCCUCGGUCGUGUGGGAGAGUCAUCCCCAAGGUCUCCUUCGGUUCCAUUUUCACACUGACAUAAAAAGUCACACACACACAAACAUUAGCUGGUAGCACAGUUCUCCCACGCAGCAAACACGAUACCAGAAUUUUGACUUCGAUACCGAUACCAGGUUUAGUAUCACGAUACUCAAUACCAUCACGAUACUUGAUACCUAAAUGAUACCAAAAUGAUAUGACGGCAAAAAAAGAAGGCUUAUUAGCCAAAGUCACAGAAUGGCACUUGAUCCAGACAGAUGUUUUGAGUUCAAUAUCAUUACAUUUGAAAUGUAGGAUUUAUUUAUGUAUGCAUUAAUGAAUCAAUUAUAAAAUCAUACAAUCAUAACAACAUAAUGGUUAUAAUUUAUUUGUACGGUAAAUCUCUAUUGAUAAACUGGGUAAAUCAAGAUGUAGCCUAGACCUAUUCACAAUACAGGUGAAUGAAUAUUGAAUAGGAGUGUAUUGAGUUAUUGAGUGCAUUGAGUUAUUGAGCUUGUUUUGGCUGAUUUCAUGAGGCUACAUGUUUACCUUCCAUUUGGGACUUAUUUUAUUGUUCUGAUCAACAACAUUUGCAUAGAAGAAGCAAUCACUUUUUUUUAUAAAAGUGUGUGCCGUCUCUUUAAGACCCAUGAGGUCAUUCACACACAAAGUCCAUUCCAGGCUUGAGCAAAGAUGACCUUGAUGAUUAUUCAAGUGUGUUAACUUCUGUGCAGCAUAACAUAAGUGGUGAUCCAGCCCAGACUCCAAGUGAGUUCAGUGGUUCCUCAUGGCAGGCUAGAGCUAGCAAUGAGUAAGCUGCGCUGAUAGACAGAUUUGAUCUUCUCUUAAUCAGUAGACGACAUGUGACACAUUUGACAGAAGUACCGGAAGUAAAAUAAAUUCUAGUACCAAACCGUUUUUCAUGUUCUAGUAUUUGAAAAAGUACAGAAGUUUUGGGAUACCGUGCAACACUACCAUCCAUAAGGGCAUCCAGGCGGUCGGAGACCAGAAUCCUCCAGCGUGAGUGCGCCCCCAUGCAGCAACACAGCUAAAAUCCUUGUAGUUAGUUGCAUCCAUCUUGUAGAAACCCAGGCUCGCAUUGAGUGGCAGGAGAAGCCCCAUUCCCAUUAUGUCCACAAAGCGAAAGUACAGUGCAUUAGGAAAGUAUUCAGACCCCUUCACAUUUUCCACAUUUUGUUACAUUACAGCCUUAUUCUAAAAUUGAUUACAUUGUUUUUUUCAUCAUCAAUCUACACACAAUACCCCAUAAUGACAAAGCAAAAACAGGUUUCUAGAAAUGUUAGCAAAAAAACAACCAAAAAACCCUGAAAUAUCACAUUUACAUAUAUAUUCAGGCCAAAGGCGCACACUUUUAUUUUUUUAUUUUUUUUAUUUUUUUUACUCAGUACUUUGUUGAAGCACCUUUGGCAACGAUUACAGCCUCGAGUCUUCUUGGGUAUGACGCUACAAGCUUGACACACCUGUAUUUGGGGAGUUUCUCAUAUUCUUCUCUGCAGAUCCACUCAAGUUUUGUCAGGUUGGAUGGGGAGCGUCGCUGCACAGCUAUUUUCAGGUCUCUCCAGAUAUGUGAGAUCGGGUUGAAGUCCGGGCUCUGGCUGGACCACUCAAGGACAUUCAGAGACUUGUCCCUAUGCCACUCCUGCGUUGUCUUGGCUGUGUGCUUAGGGUUGUUGUCCUGUUGGAAGGUGUACCUUGGCCCCAGUCUGAGGUCCUGAGCGCUCUGGAGCAGGUUUUCAUCAAUGAUCUCUCUGUAAUUUGCUCCGUUCAUCUUUCCCUUGAUCCUGACUAGUCUCCCAGUCCCUGCCGCUGAAAAACAUCCCCAUAGCAUGAUGCUGCCACCACCAUGCUUCACCGUAGGGAUGGUAUUGGCCAGGUGAUGAGCGGUGCCUGGUUUCUUCCAGACAUGACGCUUAGCAUUCAGGCCAAAGAGUUCAAUCUUGGUUUCAUCAGACCAGAGAAUCUUGUUUCUCAUGGUCUGAGAGUCCUUUAGGUGCCUUUUGGCAAACUCCAAGCGAGCUGUCAUGUGCCUUUUACUGAGGAGUGGCUUCCGUCUGACCACUCUACAAUAAUGGCCUGAUUGGUGGAGUGCUCUAGAGAUGGUUGUCCUUCUGGAAGGUUCUCCCAUCUCCACAGAGGAACUCUAGAGCUCUGUCAGAGUUACCAUCAGGUUCUUGGUCACCUCCCUGACCAAGGCCCUUCUCCCCCGAUUGCUCAGUUCGGCCGGGCGGCCAGCUCUAGGAAGAGUCUUGGUGGUUCCAAACUUCUUCCAUUUAAGAAUGAUGGAGGCCGCUGUGUUCUUGGGGACCUUCAAUGCUGCAGAAAUGUUUUCGUACCCUUCCCCAGAUCUGUGCCUCGACACAAUCCUGUCUAGGAGCUCUACGGACAAUUCCUUCGACCACAUGGCUUGGUUUUUGGCACUGACAUGCACUGUCAACUGUGGGACCUUAUAUAGACAGGUGUGUGCCUUUCCAAAUCAUGUCCAAUCAAUUGAAUUUACCAUAGGUGGACUCCAAUCAAGUUGUAGAAACAUCUCAAGGACGAUCAAUGGACACAAGAUGCACCUGAGCUCAAUUUUGAGUCUCAUAGCAAAGGUUCUGAAUACUUAUGAAAAUAAGGUAUUUCUGUUUUUUAUUUUUUCAAAAGUUGCAAAAAUGUCCAAAAACCUGUUUUUGUUUAGUCAUUAUGGGGUAUUGUGUGUAGAUUGACGAGGAACAAAAUGAAUUUAAUCAAUUUAAGAAUAAGGCUGUAAUGUAACAAAAUGUGGAAAAAGUGAAGGUGUCUGAAUACUUUCCGAAUGCACUGUAAAUGUCCAAGAUGUCUAAAUGUCUGGGUAAAAAGUAUUAAUUGGUUUUAGACAAGUGGACAGCAGUACUCACUGUUCGCCUGUAACAAAUGAAGCAACUUCAAGUUCCGUUCAAAGCUGAAAAUCAGCAACGCCUAAAGGUGCCUAUAUGCUGACCCUGUCCAUUAACAGUGACUGGAGUCAGGAAUGGCCGCGCGUGUCAACGAUUGAAUGGAUUUGAAUGUAUGGAAAGGUUAUGCUGGCAUGAGAUUUUGAGCAAAAAAAUCGUUGAGAAAAAAACAGUAGAUUACAAAAAAGAAUGACAAUUUGUUAUAUAUAUAUUUUUUCAUAACAGCUUUUCAUAUUAGAUUAUCACUGGGUAAGUAAUGCCUACCCUGACUGCACGUCACUGAUAUGCGACCAGGUAAGCACAGUAUAGCUUAGUUCGGCACGGCUCGGCUCAAUGUAUUAAAUGUAUGUAAUUGUUCGGCUGAAAUAUAAAACUAGGUUAGAUGUUCAGAAGACUGAGGCAAGUUUUCCUCUAACUUUUUGCCUGGACUUUGCUUCUUUCAUAUUUACUUUGAUUCGGACAAACUCCCCAGUCCCUGCCGGUGACAAGCAUACCCAUAACAUGACGCUGUCACAACAAUACUUGAAGAUACACAUCUAUGAUAUGUUGUUUUGGAUUUGACCCAAACCUGAAGUUUUCAAUUUAAGACAAAACAAAUAUUUAUUUGCCAUGUUAUCUUGCAGUAUUACUUAAGGGCCUUGUUGCAAACAUAAUGAAUGAUUUGGAAUGGAUUCUUUAACACCGGCUUCCUUCUUUUCACUUUGUCAUACAGGCCAGUAAUGUGGAGUGAAUGCAAUGUUGUGAAACCCGCUGUAUUUUCAAGUAUUGUGUUGGCAGCAUAAUGUUGUGUGUAUGCUUCAAAAUAAAGGAUCAAAAUAAAUAAGAAAAGAGCAAAGCCCACAUAAAAAUGUAGAGGAAAUCCUGAGCGCUUCAGUCGCGGUCCUGACUUGAAUCUGCUUGACAAUCAAAGACAAAGUUUGAAUAUUGCUGUCCAUCAAUGAUUCCCAACCAAAUUUACUGAGCUUGAGCAAUUUUGACAAAAACAAUGAUUAUAUGUUUCCCUACUAAGAGUUGUGCAGAUUUGGUAAAAUCUUAUUCAAAAUGAUUCACAGUUGUAAUUGCUGCCAAAGGCGCUUCCACAAAGUAUUAACUCUGGGGUGUGAAGACAUAUGCAAUCAAGACAUCUUCGUUUUAUAUUUGUUAUUAAUUAAGACAAAUUUAUAUCAUUUUUCUUUCACUUUGAAAAUGUGGAGCAGUUUGUGUAGAUACAUAGAGAAAAAAAAUAUAUAAUCCCUUUUUAGAUUUAAUUUUAAGGCAGAAAAAUUAGAAAACUGUGCAAGGGGUGUGUAGACUUUCACCAAGCACUGUAUGUGCCUUUUAUAGUGCAUCCAUUUUAAGUAUGCAUUUUGUGGAAUUCUUACCAACGCACCAACCAGGGUACCAAAUACAUAUUCUUGAACGUCAUAAGAGAUUCCGCUCCCUUUCCUCCGGCUCCCAUCCACCCACACUAUCCAGUCCUAGACUAGCCAGAACAAUAGAUACCCUAUUUACUUACAUUUUACUUACGAAUGAAAUGGUGAUAUGGUAAUUACGUAAUACUUACUAAUUACUAUUUUGUUGGGAUUUGUUCAAUAAGCACUGCUAUACAAUGGUGUUGCAUUACCAAUUGGCUUGAAUUCUCUCUCCCUCUCUCUCCCUCUCCCACUCUCUCUCCGUCUGCUGUGCAGUUCACCCAGGGAGAGCUUCAGAGUUCAUGUGCGCGGAACGUGGCAGAGAGGGCGGGUGAGAGCUGCCAGCUGGCGUGCCAAUGUAGACCCUACCCUCCCCUGCCGCCCCCGCCCCCACCUCCUCCACCCCCCAGACUUCUGGUCUUCACU